AUGCAUCUUUUAAAUGCUGCUUGGAUUCUGAGAAUGGUUACCUCCUACAAUGGCAAUUCACUUGGGGCAGAGAUAGAAUUUGGGACUGUAUGGUGGUUUGUGUAUGCUGGGAUCUCGUGUUUCCUGGUAUUAUUUGCGGGAAUUAUGUCUGGAUUGACUUUGGGUUUGAUGUCUUUAAGCCUUGUUGAUCUUGAGAUUCUUCAGAGAAGCGGGACACCUUCGGAGAAGAAGCAAGCUGCUACUAUACUUCCAGUGGUUAAGAAGCAACACCAACUGCUUGUGACAUUGCUCCUGUGUAAUGCUGCUGCUAUGGAGGCCCUUCCAAUAUACCUGGAUAAGAUGUUCAAUCAAUAUGUUGCAAUCAUAUUGUCGGUGACUUUUGUUCUAGCAUUUGGAGAGGUUAUUCCUCAAGCAAUUUGCACUCGAUAUGGACUUGCUGUUGGUGCAAAUUUUAUUUGGCUUGUGCGCGUACUGAUGAUCAUCUGCUAUCCUAUUGCUUAUCCUAUUGGAAAGAUUCUAGAUUGUGUCUUAGGACAUAAUGAAGCACUGUUUAGGCGAGCUCAACUGAAAGCCCUCGUCUCUAUCCAUAGUCAGGAGGCUGGUAAAGGUGGUGAACUUACCCAUGAUGAAACAACAAUUAUUAGUGGAGCACUUGAUUUGACGGAGAAGACUGCUGAGGAGGCCAUGACACCGAUUGAGUCAACCUUUUCAUUGGAUGUCAACUCCAAAUUGGACUGGGAGGCGAUGGGAAAAAUUCUUGCUCGUGGUCAUAGCCGAGUUCCUGUGUACUCUGGAAACCCAAAAAAUAUCAUUGGACUUCUAUUGGUCAAGAGUCUUCUUACUGUUCGGCCUGAAACAGAAACUCCAGUUAGUGCUGUUUCUAUCCGAAGAAUUCCAAGGGUGCCAUCAGACAUGCCUCUAUAUGACAUAUUGAAUGAGUUUCAAAAAGGCAGCAGCCAUAUGGCUGCUGUGGUGAAAGCUAAAGGGAAAAACAGACAUCCAACAUCAACUGCAGAUGAUGAAAAUAAUGCCGCUGGUGACAGAAGUUCUCAAUUAACAACACCCCUGUUAUCCACGCAGCCUGAAAAUCCAGGAAGUGUUGUUGUUGACAUUGAAAAGCCUCGUAAACAUUCCUCAAAAAAUGUACUGACAUACGGUGAGGCAGUAUCAAAUGGUGUUUCCCACUCAUCAGAGGACAUUGAAGAGGGUGAAGUAAUCGGUAUUAUCACCUUGGAGGAUGUAUUUGAAGAACUGUUGCAGGAAGAAAUUGUAGAUGAGACUGAUGAAUUUGUUGAUGUACAUAAAAGGAUACGUGUGGCUGCUGCUGCUGCUGCGUCAUCAGUGGCACGUGCGCCAUCAAUCAGGAGGUUAACUGCGAAAGGAUCUGUCGCCCAACUUAAGCAAGGACAAACUCCAAGGAAAGCAGGCGAGGUUGAUUCAUCUUCAGCGAAACCACCAGGAAAUCUUGGAGAACCCCUUCUUGAGACAAAGAAAUGA
Oldenlandia corymbosa var. corymbosa is the source of this 1497-nucleotide messenger RNA. The record is from the annotation of a GenBank genome assembly. NCBI's taxonomy places the organism in Eukaryota, Viridiplantae, Streptophyta, Magnoliopsida, Gentianales, Rubiaceae.